AUGACAAUGCUUCUAGAUGGAGGACCUCAAUUUCCCACCCUGGGAGUUGGAGGGUUUGGGACAUCUCGCCAUCAUGAAAUGUCCAGCCGAGAUGCUGGCAUGGGGCUUAAUCCAUUUGCUGAACCUUCACAUGCUGCGGCUUUCAAGCUUAGUCCAGCCAGUCAUGAUCUCUCCUCAAGCCAGAGCUCAGCUUUUACCCCGCAGGCAUCUGGAUAUGCCAACGCGCUCGGGCACCAUGCUGGGCAGGUGCCAUCUUACGGAGGUGCUGCCUUUAACUCCACUAGAGAUUUUCUUUUCCGAAAUCGGAAUUCUGGAAUUGGAGAUGCUGCCUCACCAGGGGGUCAGCAUGGACUUUUUGCCAGCCAUGGACCCCCUGCAAUCACUGAACCUCCAGGACACCUGAUCUUUCCAGGACUCCACGAACAAAGCUCCAGCCACACUUCACCUAAUGGACAUGUGGUAAAUGGACAAAUGCAUUUAGGUCUUAGAGGAGACAUUUUUGGACGUCCAGAUCCUUAUAGAGCUGUGCCUAGUCCCAGGACAGAUCAUUAUGCUGCUGCCCAGUUCCACAACUACAACCACAUGAAUAUGGGCAUGAAUGUAGCAGCUCAUCAUGGCCCAGGGGCAUUUUUUAGAUAUAUGAGGCAACCUAUCAAACAAGAAUUAUCAUGUAAGUGGCUAGAGGAAUCACCAAUGAACCGACCGCAGAAAGCCUGCGACAGGACAUUCAGCAGCAUGCAUGAGCUGGUUACACAUAUGACAAUGGAACAUGUUGGGGGACCAGAACAAACUAAUCACAUUUGCUACUGGGAGGAAUGUCCUAGGGGAGGAAAAUCCUUUAAGGCAAAGUACAAACUGGUUAAUCACAUAAGGGUUCACACUGGAGAAAAACCUUUUCCAUGUCCCUUUCCUGGAUGUGGGAAAAUAUUUGCACGAUCUGAAAAUCUAAAGAUCCACAAAAGAACUCACACAGGUGAGAAGCCCUUCAAGUGUGAGUUUGAAGGAUGCGAUCGACGGUUUGCAAACAGCAGUGACAGGAAAAAGCAUAUGCAUGUGCAUACAUCAGACAAACCAUACAUCUGCAAAGUAUGUGAUAAGUCCUACACACAUCCCAGCUCUCUAAGGAAACACAUGAAGGGGUCUGAUUCAUCGCCAGCUGCCAGCUCAGGUUAUGAAUCUGCCACCCCACCAGCAAUGGUAUCAGCCAGUAGUGAGGAAACUUCCAAAACUACUUCAGCAGUAAUUCAGACUAACAGCAACACUCACAAUCCAGGAUUACUUCCACCUAAUUUUAACGAGUGGUAUGUCUGA
This is a messenger RNA of Staurois parvus, 1311 nucleotides long. The record is from the annotation of a GenBank genome assembly. Lineage: Eukaryota; Metazoa; Chordata; Amphibia; Anura; Ranidae.